AUGCGGCGCGUGGUGGUCGUGGUGUUGCUGGUGGUGUGCACCAUUGUAGACGGCAGCAGCGAAAAUGAAACCAGCUCCAACAAGACCGUCGGCCACGUCAGGGACGCCGUUGACGGCACCUCCAAGGACGCCGUCAAUGAUACCUUCGAGAACGCCGUCAACGACACCUCCAAGGACGCCGUCAACGACACCUUCAAGGACGCCGAGGACGACCUGCAGGCCGCUGGGUCGCACCGGUUCCCCUCCAUGUACCCCUUGUUCACCACACCCGCGCCGCGCGUCUACGGUGACCUGGCCCGGGACCUGGUCCAGGACGGCGAGGAGGUGUCCGGGAGCAAGAGCUACUCGUCGUACGAGGAGGUGACGCCCGGCGAGGACAAGCUGCUCAACGCGCUCUACAAGUACCACGAAAUGCACAAUGACUGCUCCGUCCUUCAGGAUAAUUCAGAGGAUAAGGCUGGCAUGUCCGAAAAGAAGUCGAGGAAACGGAAAUGGAAGAAAAGGAGACGCCCGCCAAGGACGGAGGAUGGUGAGUCAUCGGACGGUGAAAACUCCGUCGAGUCUGGUGAGACAGAGGACGAGCCAGAAGACCCAUCGACCGGCCAAAAUACUGCCGAGAACAGUGCGGAGCCAAGCAGCAAGGACCAAGAGGAAGGCGAAACAGUGUCCACCCCCAACGGAGACGCCGAUCACCGCGGAGACAGGAAAAGGAAGAAAAAGAGAGGCAAGAAGAAAAAGAAGAUGCGAAAAAGCAAAGGUAAAACAGAGAAGGAGUCCGACAUCGUCAAGGCCAUGGGCGAGGACAUCAAGCAGCAGUUCUCGGACCUGCAGGCUGAAGUGACCGGGGAUGCGAAGGACGGUCGUGGAGACGGAGACGAUCUGCAACCGGAAGCCUCGCACAAACACAAGCACGACCACCACAGUGGCAAGGAGAAGGGCGGCGGCCAGAAGCACCACAAGGCGGAACACAAGAAGAAAGGCAAGAAGAAGAAGAAAGGAUACAAGGAGAAGCACGCGUACAAGAAGAAGACCAAAGGCCACCACGACAAGGCGGCGCACAAGAAGAAGUACAAAGACGAGAAGGGCAAGAAGCUGAAGCACGAGGAAGGCGCCAGCCACUUCGGGGAGCACAAGAAGUCGGAGAAGGGCAAGAAGGGCGCCAAGUACAACGAGGAGGGCCACCACAAGAAGGGCCACACCACCAAGGGCGAGCACAACGUGCACAAGAAGGACGAGUACCACAAGAAGCACGAGUUCUACGACGAGCACCACGACGGCGCGGGCCACCACAAGACCCACGGCCACCACCACGACCACCACCACGGGCACGGCAAGAAGUACAAGAAGGGCAAGAUGGGGCACGGCGCGUCCAGCAAGCACAGCGGCCACCACGACCACCACGGCGCGCACUCGCAGCGCCACAAGAAGACCGCCAAGUACCUGGGGCACGCCGACAAGCACAAGAAGGGCAAGACCAAGUGCCGUUCCACCGCACUUCAAAAAGAAGCCACGACGCAUCUGCUUCGUCCUUAG
Messenger RNA from Thrips palmi, 1533 nucleotides. Its product is annotated as cylicin-2-like. Bases 1 to 1533 code for a protein of 510 amino acids. NCBI's taxonomy places the organism in Eukaryota, Metazoa, Arthropoda, Insecta, Thysanoptera, Thripidae. The transcript has 7 exons. The record is from RefSeq and is a predicted model, not a curated record.